Helicoverpa armigera (cotton bollworm) is the source of this 3055-nucleotide messenger RNA. Its product is annotated as forkhead box protein J1. Gene Ontology annotation, molecular function: DNA-binding transcription factor activity, RNA polymerase II-specific; RNA polymerase II cis-regulatory region sequence-specific DNA binding. The transcript has 3 exons. Lineage: Eukaryota; Metazoa; Arthropoda; Insecta; Lepidoptera; Noctuidae. Bases 427 to 1551 code for a protein of 374 amino acids. Gene Ontology annotation, biological process: regulation of transcription by RNA polymerase II. The record is from RefSeq and is a predicted model, not a curated record.
UUGUUUGGUAUGGAAAUAUCGAAGAAGGCUGGAUCAGUUGGGAUGGUAUUGCUGGUGGUGAUGGGGUUGAACCACUAGCAGCCGGGUCCGGUCCUGCGUCCGAUAACCGUGACUAAUUGUCCGGAGCUAUCAGCGAUGCGGGUCGGCGUUGUCUUGCGGCGGAAAAAUAUCGAUCGCAGCACACACCUGUUCGGAAUCGUUCGACGGUGCACACAAUGGGGCGCGCACCUGCCCACUAGCUCGCGCGCCGCCGCUCCGCGCGCACACACGCAGCCGCCGCCGACCCGACACCAUGGCGGGGGGGCGCCGCUGACCGCCGCGACGUCACUCCGGCCGCGCCGUCGCCGAUCGAUUCCCUCCGGACAUCUUGGACAACACCGUCCUCCACCUUCUAUUCUCUCAGGGCGAGCAAUGUAGUUGGCCACGAUGCAUAUAACGUCAGGCCUGUCUCCGGCGUCCGGCGAGAUGCUGGACACGACGUCGCUCAACUUUUAUGGCGAUGCGGGAGAUCAGUACGGUACGACGUACUUUGCCGUCGACCACACGGUCCCCGAGUCAUCUCACACCGUCGAGAUAGAAUACGUGUACGAGCAACCAGAAACGUACGCAGUUAACCACGAAGAUUUAGAAAAGGAUGCAGCUCAAUCUGAAACGGUUGCUGCUGCAGAUCAAGAUGAUUACUCUAAGAAGAUACGAACGAAACACAAGCCGAGCAAGAUGGUUGUAGAUGAAGAACCAGAGGCUGAUUUAACGAAUUUGACAUGGCUGCAAAACAUAACGAAUAUUAUGUCGGUGCCGCAGUUUCCAAUACCGCCGAUGUCGCCGGGGCCGCAGGUGAAGCCGCAGCCGCAGAACACGCGGCUGCAGAAGUUCAACCAGACGAUAGCGAAGUGUCAGAAGGACUUCACGGAGAACAAGCACGAGUACCGGACGAACAGUGAGAAGAAGCCUCCGUACUCGUACAGCACGCUCAUCUGCAUGGCCAUGCGGUACAACAACGACAAGAUGACGCUCUCCGCGAUCUACUCGUGGAUCCGGGAGAACUUCAAGUACUACAGGAACGCCGAUCCCACAUGGCAGAACUCCAUAAGACACAACCUGUCUCUAAACAAAGUUUUCGUGAAAGUAGCUCGAUCAAAACACGAGCCAGGCAAGGGCGGUUUUUGGAAACUCGACCUCGCACAUUUAGAAGGAACCAAACGAAUCUCAAAUAGACCACACAAGAAGAAGAAAGCAUCUGCUAAAGAUAAGGUCACAGAAGAAAAAACUGCAAUAGCCAACAUACCAAAAGUGAACGCGGUUGAAGAGAUUUCUAAUGAAAUAAAUCAGGCUGUGACGUUGCAUUUGCCGGAUUUCAAUCUUGGCAGUAUUCAGAGCUUGCCAGACAUAGACUUGGAGACGAACAUUGGCGCCAACGUGAUCGUGGAGCCAGCUAUACCACCUCCUUUGAUCCCAGAAGACGAUCUCUCGUCCCUUCUUUUGAAUCCAACGGACUGGGACGACCUACAACUGGACAUGUUGGACAAUUACCUGGAUUCUUGUUUCAAGUAAGAUUUUACGCAUUUAUUGUUAGUCAGAUUCGAUGUUAGUGAGUGUACAGUUUCGUUUUAGGGGUAGGCGACGUAAUAUUUUGUUUGAAACAAAAAAAAAAAACUGGUGUUUUUUAAUGUUGUCCGAUUUCGUAUAUGACUGCGUCAUAAACUAUAGUGGUACUGUGUAGGUAAUAAUAUUCCUGUAUACCGCAGAUUAUUCAUUAAAGUGCGGAAAAAUUAGAAAUAUCGUUGGUUCUUAUAAAAAUGCAGUGUCUUUCAGGUAAUUUUGUGGCUUAGAUCCGUCCGGUAGAUUAAUAAGUAUUGAAAUAUUAUAAAAGUUUAGCUUUUGAAACAGUGAACAGUAGAGAAAGGGGAUAACGACUUUUAAAUAGGUAUUUACUUGAUUGAUUUGUAAAUGAUACAUAAUUUAGUCUAGUCAAAAAAGGCUUAUGCGAAAGAAUAGGUAAGUAUUAUGACGUUGAAUUUGUUUUUUAUAUAAAACGUAGGGAAACUUCGUAUUAGGGGACACUUAUUUUGAUUCUACAAUUUGGAUUUAAACAAGUCAGUAGCUGUUAGAUUUUUUUUUAUCACAUUUUUAUGUCAUUCAAGUCAAUAAUUAAUUUAUUAUGCAUGUCUCUAUUAUGUGUGUACUAUUUAUAAUGUUAAAGGACGGCGUUAAUUGUUUUUAUUAAUUAAAUUAACGUCAAAAGAAUUAAUAACAAGCAGCAAAAAUUUCGGCACACUUUGCAUGCGAAGUGGAUGUCCAUUUUACAAUAAUGAUAUAAUAUUUAAAGCUCAAAGUAUCAAAUACUGCAAAAGAAUUGUCUCAAAAUUAAUAAUUUUGCUCAAUGAAAGCUCAGUCGAUUGCCUAACAAAUUGGGUUAUCUAUUUGAAAACAGUAUUAUGCACAAUUAAUUGUAGCAAUGUUUUAAGUAAUUAAUAUUAGUAUCUAUAUUUACUCGAUAAAAUGUAUAUUUAUUAGAGAGCAUUAUGUAGACAGCAACUUAAUAAAACCGCCUGAGAAAACGUAAGCUUAUUGAUGGCGGAAAUUAAUAAAAAAACAUUUUCAAGUUUGAAAACAUAUCAGUUGCUGAUCUACUAUUCUCUAUUUAAAUGUAAAAAAUUGUAUACAAUGACGCAUUUACCGCUCAGUAUUAUGAUGUACAAAGUAUUAAUAAAUUAUUAUUUCUAGUUAUUAAGAAGUGUGGCAAUAUUUUAUAUAUAUUUUAAUUAUAAUUAUAAACUACUUAAAAAGCAUUAUCAGAUAAUCCGUCCAGUAUUAUAUGAGAGUUUUGCUCAGGAAAAUUAUCUAAGUGUUGUAAUGCAUUAAAUGCCUGAAAAGGUUUUUUUUCUAUAAUAUAAUAUUUUGAUUGAGAAUUGAGAGUAAGUAAUUUAUGUAUUUUGCAAUAUUGAAAAAAGUUUGUUAAUUAUAAUAAGGGGGUGUCUACUUUUGGAUAUGUAAUUAGUAUUUUUCGGAUUGCAAAUGUGCAGUGACGCAAACAUUGAAAAUUAUAAAAAAAUGC